AUGCCAUCCUUUUGUGCAGCCUACGGAUGCUCCAAUACCCGUUGUCUCGAAACGAGAACCCGUGGGAUCACCUUUCACCAGUUUCCCAAAACCGGAGAGAGGAGGAGGAUGUGGGAGGUUGCCCUAAGAAGGGACCGUUUCGCUGCCUCUGACCGUACAACGCUCUGCAGUGAGCACUUCAGGAGUGAGGACUUUGACAGGACAGGGCAGACUGUCCGGCUAAAAGAUGGUGUUGUGCCAACCAUUUUCAACUUUCCAGCUCAUCUUCACAGGUCGGUAGCAACAAGAACCACAACCACUUCUAGAAGGGCGGAUGACAACCUGCCAAUGGACUUGAUGCCUGAUGUUGGAGCCACUGGAGAGAGGAGAUUGGAGUGCAAGCGGCAGGCCACUGACCACUUAUAUGCAUUGCCUGCUUCCCCUAAGGCUAUAAAGGCCAAACUUGAAGAAGCCUCAGCGAGAGUGAGGAAACUGCAGCGGGAGAAGACUAAUGCCUUUAGGAGAGAAAAUAGGGCCAAGAACAACAUGCAGGCUCUUCUGGAGAAACUGAAGGAGAAAAAUCUUUAUAUAUAA
Limanda limanda (common dab) is the source of this 573-nucleotide messenger RNA. Its product is annotated as THAP domain-containing protein 6-like. The record is from RefSeq and is a predicted model, not a curated record. Lineage: Eukaryota; Metazoa; Chordata; Actinopteri; Pleuronectiformes; Pleuronectidae. The coding region runs from base 1 to 573 and encodes 190 amino acids. The transcript is spliced from 4 exons.